UACUUCAUUUAAUUUGUUCAGAGAUACAAACUGACCGCAAUUACUUAGGCGGGCGGAGUCAGGCUACGUUUCGCAUCAGAUUUGUUUCGACCAAUCAGGUCGCCGGGGACGGGGAUUUUCUGGCUUCGCCCGCCUCAACUUGAUUUUCCCUUCAGGUAGGAGGACCACGCUAGCACUUCAACAAAAAGUCUUAUUCUGAAAGCUGAACACACCUGCGCAUAACAUAGUACCUACGACUGCUGGAUCCAAAAUUGAGGUAGACCGAAUACGCAACAUAUGGUCCUGCAAAUGAAUGUUCCAUUAUCUCAGUCUCUUCCUGAGCUUCAAGAAUGGCACACAACGCCAUUGUACGCAACAAGACAAUCAUUCAAGAUAUUCUAUCCGCAGAUGCCCAAUUCAUACUUAACAAAGUGAGAGAGAAAACGCUGAUAACCGAUCGCGAAUACAAAAAACUAAAAACCAUCAAUAAGGGGGACGCAGAAGAUCUCGUAAUCCAACUCGUGGACACACUCAACAACAAAGGAAGACAAUCAGAGUUCAUUGAGGUUCUACAGGACGAGAUCGUUCUCGAAACGUAUCCUAAGCUUAAAGACGUGGAAUGGGGAGUCAGUGGGUCUACCGCCGUCUCAUCGAGCAGUUUGAAACGCUCCUCUGGGAGGAGUUUAAAUGAAGAUGCUCCAGAGAGCCACAAAAGCCAAAAGACGGAAAACAAAUAUCCGAUAACCAGCAAACCCACCGGUCUCUGUGUGAUCAUUAACAACGAGAACUUCCAUGACAAAACUAAGAGAAGUGGAACAGAGAAGGACGCUGAAAGCCUGGCCGACGUGUUCAGCUGGCUUGGCUUCAAGGUGCUGAUGUGUAAGGACCAAACGGCGAGCGACAUGGCCCAGGUCACGAAGCUGCUGGCGGACCCGGAGGACCUGGCGGCGCUGAAGAAGUGCAAGCUGGAGGAGUGGUCCGACGGCGGGUUCACCUCACUGAGGGGGCUCCCGCAGCACGGCGACGCCUUUGUCUGCUGCGUCCUGAGUCACGGCAAAGAGAACGCCAUCUCGGGCGUCGACUUUAAGCAGCUGGCCAUCAGCGACAUCACCUCGGCUUUCAACGGAAAACACUGCCCGGCUCUGCUUGGGAAGCCCAAGGUGUUCUUCAUCCAGGCCUGCCAGGGGCAUAAUCUCCAGCCAGGAUUGGCUGUGGAUGACUACAUUUAUCCGAUGCCGAUAAAGGAAGACUCACCCAAUCACCCGAUGGAGGCUGAUUUCCUGGUUUCCAAGGCCACGGUUGGAAAGUACCAAGCACUUAGAGACCGUAUAACCGGCAGCAUUUUCAUCCAGUCUCUGUGUGAGCAGCUUCGCAAGGGAUGCAACAGUGGUGAAGAUAUCUUGGAGAUUCUUGUCCACGUAAACGCUGACAUAAGCAAGAAAGAUUUUGGUAAAACAAAUGAUCCGGAGAAGGUAUGGAAGCAGAUGCCUGAAUUUGGAAAUGUGACCCUGACCAGCAAGCUUGUGUUCUCGCCGUGUUCCAGCUGAGAAAACAAAACAAGGCUGGCACAUAGACCACAACACACAUUUCUAACAGUUUCCUUUGUUCUUUCCAUCCUUUAUUCAAUCACAAAAUACAUUACACACACACAACAUGUGUUUUUAAGUUUUUCCUUUUAGGAGGAAGUUUUUUUUAAAGUACACAAUUUACUUUUUAUACUCUUUUAUAAGCCUUACUUUCCUUGGUUUUUACGGUGUGAACUGUUCGUUGAUAGUAAUUUUCGUAUAUAAGAAACGUAAAACAAUAAAAAUUGCUAUAUAACUAAAAACACGCAAAUGGUUUUGUUUUACUGCGCAUAGAAAUCAUAGUUUUGCAGCGUUGUUUUAUCCUUCAGAGUGUUGUGCCCAGCCUGUUUAAGAGCACAACCAAGAAGGGGACAGUUAAAUGUCAGUUACAUUUAUCUAAUAACUAAAAGUUCUACAACUGUAAAACAAUAAAUCAGUAGUGUAGAGUGAGUGAUAUGAAACAUUUUAAGCUAACUAACAGUUUUCAACAAAGGCUUAAGGAAGAGAACUUAAACCCCAAACAAAACCCAGUUGGGUGCCAGGCAGGCACCAGCCUUUUAGGUGGAAGAGAGCGGCCAUGUUGGACUCCUCCCAUCUUAUGAAGGCUUCGGUAGGUGAGUUCAGUCCCUCAAUGAGGUGGGAGGGGCCAGGCAAUCAGCCUCCCUGGAAGGAGAACAGGGGCCAGCCGAAACAGGGAAGCAAGACCGCUCAGGGCCGUUAGAACUGGUUUAGAUAUUUGGAGCGUGUUGUAAUAAAACCAGAUCUAGCGGUUGGCCUAUAGACGUUAACGAUAAUAAAAAGUUUGAGGAAGAUAGUCACUCAAGGGAAGUCCAGGUCGGCAUAUAGGCGUCGUCCCAAAUGAAGACGAGGCUGCUGUCGAACCCAUUACUUUCUAUGACUAUAGCUAGCCUAUGCUAUACUACUACUACUAUUUGUAAUAGCCUAUUACUACUACUAAUACUCGGCUACUAUUACGUCUACUAGCCUACUCCUACUGAAAGGGAGGUUUUAGGAAUGUCCAAGUGCUGGCUUGAGACCAUUGGGGGUGUUGGUGAGAACACAGGGUUGUCCAGUCAGAGUUCAUGUUUAUAAGUUUUAUUUUCCAAAGGAGCGAGCAGGACUGUAUGGAUGUGUGUAGGUAUGUGCGUGUAGGUAGGAUGUUAGUGUGUUUAGCUAAGGUAUGAUGGGUAGGUAGUUUGGUAGGAUGUGGACGUAGGUAGUUAGCUAGGAUGUGUGUGUUUGUGGUUGGUAGCUAGGAUGUGCGUGUGGCUAAGGUGUGUGGUUUCUAUAAGCAAACAAAAUGUUCAACAAUCAGCUCCACAAUGCAUUGCUUCAAUUCAGUUAAACAAUAUGUCUUUCAACAAGCCUUAUACGCUUACAAAACGAAAUUCAAUGACCACAAAACAAACUGACAUUUCUCAAUAUAAGCACACAAGGAGUUCAAAGGCCCACAGCUCUCAGGGGGUUCAGUGUCUCUGAACAAAGGAAAGGGGUGU
Messenger RNA from Gadus chalcogrammus (walleye pollock), 3040 nucleotides. Its product is annotated as caspase-8-like. Gene Ontology annotation, cellular component: cytoplasm. The coding region runs from base 330 to 1526 and encodes 398 amino acids. Gene Ontology annotation, biological process: regulation of apoptotic process; apoptotic process; proteolysis. Gene Ontology annotation, molecular function: death effector domain binding. The transcript has 6 exons. The record is from RefSeq and is a predicted model, not a curated record. Lineage: Eukaryota; Metazoa; Chordata; Actinopteri; Gadiformes; Gadidae.